Molecule: messenger RNA, 5890 nt
Organism: Cyclopterus lumpus (lumpfish)
Lineage: Eukaryota; Metazoa; Chordata; Actinopteri; Perciformes; Cyclopteridae
Gene: cttnbp2
Product: cortactin binding protein 2
Exons: 23
Coding region: 34-4911 (1625 amino acids)
Biological process (GO): regulation of synapse organization
Cellular component (GO): glutamatergic synapse
Molecular function (GO): protein binding
Source: RefSeq, a predicted model, not a curated record
CCCUCGAUCCAAGCAGACCGCUACAGCACGAAGAUGGCGUCGGAGGGAGCCAGCGGAGAGCAGCCUCCUCCGGUACAAACACUGGCAACGGCCGCGCUGGGAAGCGUCGACACGAAAUGUGAGUUCAACAUGGAUAACCUGAGCAAGCCAGAGCUGCUCACCCUGCUGAGUAUCAUGGAGGGGGAGCUGGAGGCCCGCGACCUGGUCAUAGAGGCCCUGAGGGCUCAGAGGAAGGAGGUGUUCCUCCAGGAGCGGUACGGCCACUACAGCCUGACCGACCCCUUCCUGGCCCUGCAGAGGGACUUCGAGUGCGGGGUCCCCGGAGGAGACAAGGAGCGCCGGCCCCUGGGCUCCAGCCCCAUCUCCGUCCUGGAGGCCGUCAUGGCGCACUGCAGGAAGAUGCAGGAGCGCAUGUCGGCCCAGCUGGCCGCCGCCGAGAGCCGCCAGAAGAGGCUGGAGAUGGAGAAGCUGCAGCUGCAGAGUCUGGAGCAGGACCACCGCAAGCUGACGGCGCAGCUGAAGGACGAGCGCGAGAAGAACAAGCACAUCGUCAUGAUGCUGGUGCGCGAGUGCAAGCAGCUCGCCACGCGCGUGGUGGAGGAGUCGCAGCGCUUCGACGAGCUCCAGGCCCGCCUGGACGAGGACGGCCGCGCCGCCGGCCGGCUGCACGGGGAGCUGGGCGCCGAGCGGCAGCGCGGCCAGCAGAUGGAGGCCAAGAUGGAGAAGCAGCUGUCGGAGUUCGACACGGAGCGCGAGCAGCUGCGCGCCAGGCUAGGCCGCGAGGAGGGCGAGAGCCAGAGUCUGCGGCAGCAGGUGGAGCAGCUCAGGACUGAACAGGGCGACGGGAAGGAUGGCGCCCGGCCCGCCGCCGGAGCGGAAGCCGCCGCCGCCGUCACGCCACCCACACCGCCGGCUGUGACGUCCGUUUCCGUAGCCACGGAGCCCAUAAGCUCUCGAACGGCGUCCUGCCAGACGGACCCGCCCCCCGCCGAGGUUGAGGGUCCCAAGAAGAACCCGCUCAGCACCCCCGUCAAACCGACCCCCGCCAACUACGCGGGCCUGAGUCUGCCGAAGACCGGCGGCCGGGGGAUCGUCCACAGCAGCUCGGGGGGUCUGGCGCAGACGGAGAACGGCUCGGAGGGCCAGGCCCCGCACGGCCUGCCCAGCGGGGUCAGCCCCCGCGUCCAGGCGGCCCGCUACAAGUUCCAGGAACAGGACCAAAACGGCACGGCGUCCCAGAGCCCCCCGGCCCGCGACCUCUCCCCGACCCCGGCCAACCGGGACAACUUCGCCGCCAAGCAGCAAGCGCGGCACACCGUCACGCAGGUCCUCUCGCGGUUCACCAGCCCGCCGGCGGGAGGAUCGCUGCGCCCGGGCCUGCCCCACUCCGCCUCCGAGGGGGGGCCUUUCUCCGGCCGCCUGAGCCACCCCAUCGGCAUCAAGUCGCCCACGGUGGCCAGGAUCGACCGGGGGAACCCGCCCCCUAUCCCUCCCAAAAAGCCGGGGCUCUCCCAGACCCCAUCUCCUCCUCAUCCACCCAUCAAGGGCCCGGGGGACGGCGGCCGCUCCCCCGGGGCCGGGCUCAAACCCGCCACCCCCCAGCUGCCGCCCAAACCCGCCCUGGACCUGGUCCCAGCCCUGACGGCCUCUCAGGUGGGUGCCUGCCCCCAUUCGCGCUCCGGCCGGGGCCCCCAGCGGCAGCCGGCGGCAGCAUGCGCAGAGUGCCCCCCCGUCAUCAGCGCCGCCACCACUGUCAGUAGCCCCUCCUCCAUAAACUCCCCCUCCACCUCCUCCUCCAUUAGCGCUCCAUCCUCCCGUAGCCCCCGAGCCUCAGCGGGCAGCCCCUUGGCAACAGCAUCAGGCUGGUGUCCCUCCGUAGUCUCCUCUCUCGGCGGCGGAGGGCCUGCUGCCCUGGACGGCGGGCGCUCCCUCCUCCCCCAAGCUGCUUCCCAGGGAAAUGUCACUUUAUUGUCUAUGCUGCUUAACCAACCAGACCCGACCACCACCACCACCACCACCACCACCACCACCACCACUACUUCUACUACUACUCCCACCGACUCCACCGACUCCACGGAGAACACGCCCAUUCUUCUCGACCAAGACCUCUACCACAACCACACCGCUGCCUUGUUUGCUGCUGCUCAGAAUGGACACUCAGAGUGCGUGGAGCUGCUGCUGUCCUCGGGAUCGCCCGCCGACGUCCCGGACGACAACGGAUUCACACCUUUACAUUAUGCUGCCGCCCACGGCCACAGCAGCUGUGUGGAGGUGCUGUUGUCUGCAGGAGCUGCUGUGGACUCGGCGGCGGGGGGGCAGACCUCCCUCUUCCUGGCCUGCGAGGCGGGGGGGCUGGACUGCGUCCGCGUCCUGCUGGGCGCCGGAGCCGAUCGCUCGCUCACCACCACGGACGGCUGCACGGCUCUCCACGCCGCCGUGCGCUCCGGACACGUGGACACGCUGCGUCUCCUCCUCUGCCACCCGACUCCGGGUGACCCCGCCGUGACCCCCGACGACCCCCCCGCCGCCGCCGCCCUGGCGCUGCCCGCCGACCUGCUGAACCGGGCCAACGGCGACGGCUGGACGGCUGCACACACGGCUGCUGCCCUGGGCCUCAAGGAGUGUCUGGAGGUGCUGUGCAGCCACAGUGAACAGGACAUCGAGAGGAGAGACAAGUGUAAUCGCACUAUUCAUGACGUGGCCACUGAUGACUGCAAAGAUCUACUUGAAAACCUCCACUCGUACCGGGUCCUGGUGCGUCUCCAGUGUCCGGGCGGCGGAGGAGCCGGUUCCCUGUGCCCCGUGGAGGCCCUGGAGGAGGAGGCGAGCGGCGUCACCAGCAGCCGCUCGGCGCUGGGCAGGGUGGCGGUGGACCGGUCCACGCGCUGGCGCCAGCUGGGCGCCGACCUCGGCCACGCCUUCGCCGCCUACCUCCAGACCGUCUGCGGGGAGCCUCAGACGGCCGGCGAGGAGGCGCAGAGCCCGCCGCUCGGCCUCAGCGCCGCCAGCAUCGCCUCCGUCCUUAUAGGUGACACCGAGUGGUUGCCAGAUCAGGAGCCUCCUCUGUCCCCCUGGGACCUGGUCCGGAAGCCCCUCUGUCAGAGCAUCACCAUCCGCCUCAAAGGUCUGUCUGAGUCGUGUCUCGAUGAGUUGGCUCUGGAACACCUCUUCCCGCUGCCGCUGCUGCACAACUACGUCCGUCUGGUGGAACAGUAUGGAACCCUCAUCUUUCAUGGCCUUGAGGGCAGCUGUGAGGAACCCAUCGCCAGUCUGGUCGCCCGCUGUGUCAAGUCCAAGCAGGAGAUGGGCGGGCUCAGCUGUGACGUGGUGAGGGUGGAGGUGGAGGAGAGCCUGACCAAGGAGACGCUGCUGGAGACCUUUGUGGCCUGUGGCUUCCUGGUUCCGGCGGCGGGCUCCGGGCCUCCGGGCGGUCGCACUGGUCCCAGUGUGGUGGUGCUGCUGGAGGGACUGGAGAAGGCCUCCUCCCUCACGGGCCUGCUGGGAGACCUCUGCCACAGCCUGGACAACAGGGGCUCCGCCUCUCCGCUGGUCCUCAACGCCGGUCCGCACCGCUUUCGCGAGGGCAGCUUCCUGAUUGCGACGCUGUCCAAGCCCCGCCUCCAGGGGUCAGAGCUCCGCCUGCAGCAGCACUUCCGCUGGGUGACGCUGCGCUGGGACCGCGAGCCGCUGCACGGCCUCCUGGGAAGGCACCUCCGCAGGAAGCUGCUCCACAAGAUGGGGACCGGCGUCUGGUCACCUGACGGCGUGAUGGAGCGCUGCGUGCUGUGGGUGAGCCUCGUCUGGCAGCAGCUCAACGCCUGCCUGUCCCGCCUUGGGACCCACGAGGCUCUGCUGGGCCCGCGGCUCUUCCUGUCCUGCCCCGUGGUGCUGAACAACAGCACCCAGGCGGUCGUCAGGUGGUUGGCUCGGCUCUGGAACGCCGUGGUCGUCCCGCGCGUGGAAGAAGCCGUCAUCUCGCGGGUAACAGCCAAGCGCUGCUCUUCCUCCUCCUCCUCCUCUUCUUCUUCCUCGCCGUCGCAGCACUCGUCUCCUAGCAACCGCGGCCUGUCUGCCGGGCAGCAGGCUGUGGUGAAAGCCGCCCUCAGCAUCCUGGUCAACAAGGCCGUCCUCCAGGGCUGCCCUCUGCCUCGGCACGAGAUCGACCGGUACCUGCUGGAGUUUCGGGGCGGGACCUUCCCUCUGUCGGCCAUCGGCUCCUACAAGGGAGGAGGAGCCAGAAAGGGGCGGGACGGCGGCAAGUUGAGGCGAUCCAACACGAGUCCUCGGAAGAAGGGAGGCCCCGCCCUGAGCUGGAGCUCUGGGGGUUCCUUCAGAGAGGGUUCGCUGUCCAGCACCGACGUCAGCUUCAUCGCCGACGGCGCCGCCCAGAGGGAACCCGAAGGCCUGGAGGGUCUGUCUGUGUUCUCUGACGACGAGACGGACUUAAUCAGAGAGCUGCAGACCCUGUGCUCCAGCAAGUCGGAGCCGGACAUCAGCAAGAUCUCUCAGGCCAAAGACGACUUGAUCCUGUUCUCCAGCUCUCCCGGUGAAGCCCCGCCCCCCCGCACGGCCGAGCAGGAAGCCGCCGUCCAGCCGGCCGUCACCAACGCCGCCGGCGGCCAGACGCCCGUCCAGAGCGCCGACCGCCGUUCCGGCGCCGGCUCUCGCUCCAAAUCGCAGCUCCCCGUCCCGAGCAGCAGGGGGCAGCAGACGCGAGCCUCCGCCUCGACGCCCUCCGGCCGCAGCAGAAACGCCGCCAACAGCGGCAGAACGAAGCCGACCAACAACGACAACAACUACCGCAACAACAUCAACGAACGCAACCAAUCGCACGAGGACAUCUGGAUCCUCCACAGAGACCUGCACGAAAACAACAACAACAACCACAGCAGCAGCAGCAGCAGCAAGUAGACGCCUCCCCCUCCUCCGACUGUGAACACCUCGAAGACGACGUACCCGACGACCUUUGGACUUUUAGUAUUCGUACUUGUACUGCAGUUGUGUACUUGGGGACCAUAGUUUUAUUCUAUCACAGUAUUUGAAGUAUUGGUAAGACUUUUAAAUGGGGGGGGCGGGGAUAAUAAACGAGAGGUUACUUUACUGUCGCCUUAUUCCAGUGUAGAUGAUAUAUAAAGUAUUUAAAUGGUGGAAACUGCCUCCGAACACAGUAAUGAAGGUAGUUCUGUGUACUUAAAGUGAAAUACUGUGCUCGUCCUACUGGUUUAAGGUACAAACAGGCCUUUUAUUUUGGUUUGUUUGUUUGUUUUUGGUGAAAAGAAAGAAACGAGUAGGCGUGUUUUUGUUUUUUUUUGCUAUUAAGUAUUUGGAGAUAUUCAAGCGUUUUAUCUUUUAAAUAGUUGCAAGGUUGGUUUAAGUACCGUCGAAAAAUGAAUCAGGGUUUUACCAAAUAUAUUUGUAAAUAAGAAUCCGUACGUUUUAAAUGCUCUAUAGAUUGGUGUACGUGGUAUAUGACGGCUUGUACAGUGACGAAAAAUAACAAAAUGAAAAGCAUCAAAAAAACAAACAACUUAACUGAACAAAAAAACAACAAAGUUGUGUACAUAGUGUUUGUAAAAGGAGUUUUUGUUGUGAAGACGUCACUUGUUUCAGAGUGACGGGCUGUGGCAAUAAGUAAUAGAAGUGUCCUAUCAGCUGUAAGCCAUAAUAAAUAUUUUAAAUGCCCAUCGAGUCGUGUUUUAAGCCCGGCGGCGUGUAAUUCAUACUUUCUUUUUACUUUUGAGGAUGAGUAUUCUGUGAAGGAGGACAUUGUUUAAAUAUAUAAAUAUAUAUAUAUAUCUAUACAUAUGUACAGGAGAGAUUUUAGUCGACUUAUGGUUUUUGAUCUGUAGCUGUUUUGAAGUUUAAAGAAUUGUCUUUCGAGCACAAACAU